Mercurialis annua (annual mercury) is the source of this 1956-nucleotide messenger RNA. Its product is annotated as galactoside 2-alpha-L-fucosyltransferase-like. Gene Ontology annotation, biological process: xyloglucan biosynthetic process; cell wall biogenesis. Gene Ontology annotation, molecular function: galactoside 2-alpha-L-fucosyltransferase activity. Bases 90 to 1736 code for a protein of 548 amino acids. The transcript has 2 exons. The record is from RefSeq and is a predicted model, not a curated record. Lineage: Eukaryota; Viridiplantae; Streptophyta; Magnoliopsida; Malpighiales; Euphorbiaceae. Gene Ontology annotation, cellular component: Golgi apparatus; membrane.
UUUCGCAUCUAACAAACACACAGCAAACAGAAAUGAAAUCCAAAAAUGGUAAUGAAUUGAAUUGAAUUGAAGAGAGAACAAAGAAUUGAAUGGAUUUGAAAUCUUUUACAAGAAGAAGAUUACAGUUGUCAGCAUCAGAUCAACACACUAGUUCCAGUUCCAGAGUCCAAGUCAUGAAGAGAUUCGGAUCCAAUACAUUCACACUCACCAAGAUCUUGGCUCUUCCUUUACUCGCAUUGCCCAUACUUUUUCUUCUAUCAAUCAUGCUUCGUCACUCCCCAUCUCCCGACAAUGUUAUAUCUCAAGUUAUUAGCCCAGGCAGUGACAGCCUACUGGGUGGCCUGCUCGCUUCAGGAUUUGACGAAGCUGCUUGCACCAGUCGAUACCAAUCCUAUUUGUACCGCAACACUUCACUUCAUAAGCCGUCUCCCUAUCUCAUUUCUCGGCUUAGAAGCUACGAGGAUCUUCACAAACGUUGCGGUCCGGAUACUGAGUUUUAUAGUAAAGCUCUUGAACAGCUUCAAUCUGGACAAGAAGUUGUUGGUUCUGCUGAUUGUCAGUACAUUGUGUGGAUUUCUUUUAGUGGAUUGGGUAAUAGGAUACUGUCUCUUGCUUCAACUUUUCUUUAUGCUCUUCUUACGAAUAGAGUUUUGCUUGUUGACCGAGGUAAAGACAUGGCUGAUCUGUUCUGCGAGCCCUUUCCGGAGAAAUCGUGGUUGCUGCCUUUGGAUUUUCCUUUGGCUGACCAGUUCGGAAGCUUUGAUCAGAAAUCUUCGCGUUGUUACGGUAAUAUGCUGAAAAAUAAUGUUGUAAAUGCUUCGGCAAUAACGUAUUUGUAUCUUCAUUUAGUUCAUGAUUAUGAUGAUCAUGAUAAGCUUUUCUUCUGCGAUGAAGAUCAGUCUCUUUUUACUAAAGUUAAGUGGUUGGUUGUACGAACGGAUAACUACUUUGUGCCGUCGCUUUUCUUGAUUAAUUCUUUUGAGCAAGAGCUGAGCAUGUUAUUUCCCCGAAAAGGAACGGUUUUUCACCACAUAGGAAGGUACAUUUUCCACCCGUCGAAUCAAGUUUGGGGACUCAUUACAAGGUACUAUCAAACUUACUUAGCUAAAGCUGAUGAGAGCAUCGGCAUACAGAUAAGAGUGUUUGAUGAAAGACCUGGUCCAUUUAAGCAUGUGAUGGAUCAAAUUUUAGCUUGUACUUUGAAGGAGAAAUUAUUACCUGAAGUAGACUUGCAAGACUCUUCUAUUGGUGUUGCUGCUAACCCAAAAUUGAAGACUGUCCUCGUGACAUCGUUAAAUGCAGGGUACUCCGAGAAUCUGAAGAAUAUGUAUUGGGAACACUCAACUGCCACUGGGGAAGUUGUCGGUGUUUACCAGCCAAGUCACGAGGAGUACCAGCAAACGGGAAAGCUGAUGCACAACAGGAAGGCAUGGGCUGAGAUGUACCUCCUGAGUUUGACUGAUAAGUUGGUUACAAGUUCAUGGUCAACUUUUGGCUAUGUGGCACAAGGUCUUGGAGGCUUGAAGCCAUGGAUCCUGUACAAGCCUGAAAAUGAGACAACCCCUGAUCCGCCUUGUCGCCGGGCAAUGUCAAUGGAUCCUUGUUUUCAUGCUCCUCCUUUUUAUGAUUGCAAGGCUAAGAGAGGAACUGAUACAGGUGCACUCGUUCCUCAUGUGAGACAUUGUGAGGAUAUGAGCUGGGGUCUAAAGGUGGUCGACGGUGAAGACGAAUUAUAAUACCCAGUUUUGUUUACAUAUAUUCUCCAGUUUUGAAUACACACUUAGGGUUAGCACUUAGCAUAGAGUUGUCUGCUGUUGGAGGUGGCAUGUAUGUAAUGAUCACUCUCUAACCUCUUGUUGAGAAUGUUGUAAUUUAUAUGCAAAUUCUGCAAUUAAGUGGCAAACUUUUGAAAAGCUUUUGGUGCAAUACAUGAUUAUGGGACAUUGAGUUUGGCAA